Aureobasidium melanogenum CBS 110374 is the source of this 1179-nucleotide messenger RNA. Its product is annotated as serine/threonine protein kinase, CMGC family, CDC2/CDK subfamily. Gene Ontology annotation, biological process: protein phosphorylation; positive regulation of transcription by RNA polymerase II. Gene Ontology annotation, molecular function: cyclin-dependent protein serine/threonine kinase activity; ATP binding; RNA polymerase II CTD heptapeptide repeat kinase activity. Gene Ontology annotation, cellular component: nucleus; transcription factor TFIIK complex; cytoplasm. The transcript is spliced from 2 exons. The record is from RefSeq and is a predicted model, not a curated record. Bases 1 to 1179 code for a protein of 392 amino acids. Lineage: Eukaryota; Fungi; Ascomycota; Dothideomycetes; Dothideales; Saccotheciaceae.
AUGUUCAGGCCCGAAAAUGGGUCUAGCAUCAAGGCAGCAAACCAGAUCCAAGCCCAAACCCUCCACCCUGCCCAGCCAGCGCCAGCUGCUUCUGCUACCAACCUUGCAGAGCAGCUCGAUGACCAGGAGCGCCGUAGAUAUGUCAAGGGCAAGAAACUUGGUUCUGGUCAAUACGCCGAUGUCUUCUCCGCACACCUCGUCUCCGAUCCCACCCAGCUCGUCGCCAUCAAAAAGAUCAAGGUCGGCCCUGAAGUCCAGGAAUGGGGCAUCUCACACGAUUCUCUUCGCGAAAUCAAGUUCCUCCAGGAGCUGUCACAUCCCAACAUCAUCCGUCUAUUCUCCGUCUUUUCUACAAAGAACCAGAACCUCAAUCUCGUCCUUGAACAGUUGCCGCAGGGCGAUCUCAUGAAGCUGAUCCAGGAUACCACAAUCGACUACAACCCCAGCGACAUCAAAGCAUGGAUGAGCAUGUUGUGCCGCGCCGUCUGGUUCUGUCACCAAAACUUUGUCCUCCACCGCGAUAUCAAGCCCAACAACUUGUUGAUUGCCGCAAAUGGCGAGGUCAAGCUUGCCGAUUUUGGUCUUGCUCGAAGUUUUGCAGACCCUCACGCUCCCAUGACUUACAACGUCAUCACCAAAUGGUACCGUCCUCCCGAGCUGUACUACCAGGCCAACUUCUACUCAGGCGCUGUUGAUAUCUGGUCCGUUGGCUGCGUUUUUGCCGAACUCGUCAUUCGCUGGCCUUUCCUCCACCAGACCCCUGACGGAGACCUUGCUAUGAUAGGCAAGAUCUGCGAGCAGGUCGGAACUCCUACUGAAGACAACUGGCCUGGUGUCAGCAAACUGCGAGGCUACGUGCCUGUCGCAAAAGAAGAUGUCAAGCCUGUCAAAAAGCGUGCAGACUGGGAGGCCAAUUUCGGUACUGUAGGCCCUACAGGCGCAGACUUGUUGAUGCAAAUGUUUGCCCUCGAUCCGCGCAAACGUCCGACCGCUACACAGGUUCUUGAACACCCUUACUGGACUGCUGAUCCUCGUCCAUCACGUCUCGAAGAACUGCCUCGCCAGGGAGGAGGUCUGGACGCCAUGGGUGAAGAUCUCAAGAGACGUGGUGGCGAGCUCCCCAACACUAGAGGCGACAAAGUGGCUCGAAAGAUUGACUUUGCCUCUAUGAAAGGCUGA